This is a messenger RNA of Puntigrus tetrazona (Sumatra barb), 804 nucleotides long. RefSeq names its product gastrula zinc finger protein XlCGF7.1-like. Bases 1 to 804 code for a protein of 267 amino acids. Gene Ontology annotation, cellular component: nucleus. NCBI's taxonomy places the organism in Eukaryota, Metazoa, Chordata, Actinopteri, Cypriniformes, Cyprinidae. The record is from RefSeq and is a predicted model, not a curated record. The transcript is spliced from 2 exons.
AUGAUUAUUAACUGCUUUGUUGAUAACGUGUUUAUUUUAGUCCCAACGAAAGAGCAAGAACGAGAAACGACCGAAGAGGAGGAACGCGGCGACUGUAAAACGCACCAGAAAGCGCACGGCGUGAGAGAUCACGUGUGCUUCGAGUGCGGGAAGCGCUUCAUCACGGCCGGCCACCUGAGGCAGCACCGGAGGAUACACACCGGGGAGAAGCCGUACAAGUGCUCGCACUGCGACAAGAGCUUCAAUCAGUCCGGAACCCUGAAGUCACACGAGCGCAUUCACACCGGAGAGAAGCCGCACCGCUGCGCUCGGUGCGGGAAGAGUUUCAAGUGUAAAACCGGUCUGGGCCGCCACCUGCUCGUCCACUCCGGAGCCAAGCCCUUCGCCUGCGCUCACUGCGGCGCGCGCUUCAAGUCGUCCUCCAAUUUGGACAAGCACGUGAAGAUCCACCGGAACGCGAGACCGUACGCGUGCGCGCUCUGCGAGAAGCGCUUCGCCCGGCCGGAUCACCGCAAGCGGCACCAGAAGAUACACGCCGGCGGGAAGGAGCACGUGUGCCGCGAGUGCGGGAAGAGCUUCACCCGAUCGGACACCCUGCGGCAGCACCGGAGGUUUCACACGGGAGAAAGGCCUCACGGGUGCUCGUACUGCGGCCGGGGUUUCGCCCUGCUGGGGUCCCUGAAGGCGCACGAGCAGAUCCACACCGGAGAGAAGCCGUACUACUGCCCUCCCUGUGAGAAGAGCUUCAAGCAUCUCAAAAGCCUGGAAAACCACAUGAAGAAAUGCCACGCGGCCUCACAGUGA